UCCACCACACAACAUAUAAAGUGUGGAAUCUGAAAUACCAGUGAACUCCCUGCUAAAACCCAGAAUAAUUGCUACACUCUGUAAUGGAGCCUCUGGGAGCAACAACUAUUUUCCUGGCAGUGUGCAUCUCUUGCCUUCUUUUCCUUUCAGCAUGGAUAAAGAUGUCUGGAAGUGGGAAGCUGCCACCUGGCCCUGUUGCUUUUCCCAUCAUAGGAAAUGCACUGCAGCUGAAUAUGAAGAACUUGUCCCAAUCAAUGUCUGAGCUCAGGGAAAAGUACGGCCCAAUUUUCACAAUAUAUUUGGGCUCAGAGCGGGUUGUGGUGCUGUAUGGACAGGAGGUUGUGAAGGAAGCACUGAUUGAUCAAGGGGACGAGUUCAGUGACAGAGGACGUAUGCCAGUAUUUGAAAGGAUGACCGACAAAAAAGGUAUUGCUAUGGGCAGUGGGGAGCCGUGGAAGCAGCUACGCAGAUUUACCCUCACCACCUUGAGGGAUUUGGGGAUGGGGAAGAAGAGUAUUGAAGAGCGAAUCCUGGAGGAAGCCCAUUUCCUGAUGGAAAGGCUCAAAAAUACUCACGGGCGGCCCUUUGAUCCCACCCUCUUCCUUAACCAUGCCACCUCCAAUGUCAUCUGCUCGAUCGUCUUUGGGGACCGGUUUGACUAUGAAGAUAAGAAGUUUGUGACUUUAAUAAAUCUCAUAGAUGAAAUUAACAAGCUCCAGUGCUCUCCCUGGACAGUGCUGUACAAUUUUUUCCCGACUCUCAUGCAUUACAUCCCUGGGCCUCACCAGAGAACCUUUAAACAUUUUGAGGAGUUGAGAAAGUUUGUUCUGGAGAGAGUGGAGAUGCACAGAGAGUCCCUGGAGCCCAGCUGCCCUCGAGACUUCAUCGAUGCUUUCCUCAUCAAAUUAAAACAAGAGCAACAUAACAGCCAGUCGGAAUUUACCACUGACAGCUUGUUAAGAAGAACAUUAGGCUUAUUCUUUGCUGGAACAGGAACAACCAGUGACACCCUGAAACAGGGACUCAAGCUUCUUAUGAAAUACCCAGAAAUCGAAGAGAAGGUUCAUGUAGAGAUUGACCGUGUGAUCGGCCGAAGCCGAAGCCCCUGCAUGGCGGAUCGAAGCCAGAUGCCCUACACAGAUGCUGUUGUACAUGAGAUCCAGAGAUUCAUCUCUCUUGCCCCUCUUGGUGUCCCACGUGCUGUGAUUAGAGACACUCGUUUCAGACAAUACAUUAUCCCCAAGGGCACCACUAUAUUCCCUGUGCUGCAGUCAGUCCUAUAUGACAGCAAGGAAUUUCCAAACCCAGAGCAAUUUAACCCAGGGCAUUUCUUGGAUGAAAAUGGUGCCUUCAAGAAGAGUGACUUCUUCAUGCCUUUUUCUAUAGGGAAACGGAGUUGCUUGGGAGAGGCUCUGGCUCGGAUGGAGCUAUUUUUGCUACUGACAACGAUUUUGCAGAACUUUACCUUGAAGUCUCCCAUUGACCCCAAAGAUAUUGAUAUAACUCCGACGAGUUUCACCUCAAAUAUCCCAGUGUCCUACCAGCUCAUUGUUAUUCCUCGGUAAAUACCUUGAAAAGUCACCUCCACUUCCUGAGGUGAUUAAUUUGAUUGU
Chelonoidis abingdonii (Abingdon island giant tortoise) is the source of this 1613-nucleotide messenger RNA. RefSeq names its product cytochrome P450 2H2-like. The record is from RefSeq and is a predicted model, not a curated record. Gene Ontology annotation, cellular component: cytoplasm; intracellular membrane-bounded organelle. NCBI's taxonomy places the organism in Eukaryota, Metazoa, Chordata, Testudines, Testudinidae. Gene Ontology annotation, biological process: epoxygenase P450 pathway; xenobiotic metabolic process. Gene Ontology annotation, molecular function: oxidoreductase activity, acting on paired donors, with incorporation or reduction of molecular oxygen, reduced flavin or flavoprotein as one donor, and incorporation of one atom of oxygen; iron ion binding; heme binding.